AGAAGUGCAGUGCUUAACACAGAAGCCCGCACUGUAGAAGCGGAUGUCCUGAGCCGCCGCUGCAUCAUGAUGAGGCUGGUGGAUUUCUCCUAUGAGCAGUACCAGAAGGCUCUCCGCCAGUCAGCUGGUGCUGUGGUGAUCAUCUUGCCGCGAUCUAUCUCUUCUGUCCCACAGGAUGUUGUAAGGCAAUUCAUGGAGAUAGAGCCAGAAAUGCUUGCUAUGGAAACCAUUGUGCCAGUCUACUUUGCAGUGGAAGAUGAAGAGCUGCUGUCUAUCUAUGAACAAACACGGGCUGCUUCUGCAUCGCAGGGUUCUGCCUCAGCUGCAGAAGUUCUGCUGCACACAGCGACUGCCAAUGGCUUCCAGAUGGUGACCAGCGGGGCUCAAAGUAAAGCUAUCAAUGACUGGCUCAUACCCAGCGUGGAGGGAAGGCUAACGGGGCUGGGUGGAGAUGAUCUGCCCACUGUUGUGAUAGUUGCCCACUAUGAUUCUUUUGGAGUGGCUCCGUGGCUGUCACAUGGUGCUGACUCCAAUGGCAGUGGUAUCUCAGUGCUACUGGAACUAGCCAGGCUGUUUUCCCGGCUCUACACCUACAGACGUACCCAUGCUGGGUAUAACUUGCUGUUCUUUGCAUCUGGAGGUGGCAAGUUUAAUUAUCAAGGAACAAAGCGGUGGCUGGAAGAUAAUUUGGACCACACUGAUUCCAGCCUGCUGCAGGACAACGUAGCAUUUGUUCUCUGCCUGGAUACUCUGGGCCGAGGCAAUAGCCUUCAUCUCCAUGUCUCAAAGCCGCCCAAGGAGGGGACCUUGCAGCAUGCAUUUCUGAGAGAACUGGAGAUGGUUGUUGCCAGCCAGUUCCCAGAGGUGAAGUUUUCCAUGGUGCACAAGAAGAUAAAUUUGGCUGAGGACAUGCUGGCGUGGGAACAUGAGCGUUUUGCAAUCCGGCGCUUGCCAGCAUUCACCAUCUCCCAUCUGGAGAGCCACCGGGACAGCCUGCGCAACAGCAUCAUGGAUAGGAGGGCACGAAUAGACACUAAGGCACUAACCAGGAAUACUAGGAUCAUUGCUGAGGCUUUGACAAGGGUCAUCUACAACCUAACAGACAAGGGAGCACCUGCAGAUCUGCAGAUCUUCACGGAUCAGAUGCAGGUCCAGCAGGAGCAACUGGAGUCUGUGAUGGACUGGCUGAGCAGUCAGCCCAGGGCUGCCCAGCUGAUUGAUAAAGACAGCACCUUCCUCAACACCUUAGAAUAUUAUAUGGGUCGCUACCUGAAGGAUGUCAAACAGCAUCAUGUAAAGGCAGACAAACGGGAUCCUGAAUUUGUUUUCUAUGACCAGCUAAAACAGGUGAUGAACGCAUACAGGGUCAAACCAGCAAUCUUUGACCUGCUUCUGGCUGUCUGUAUUGCAGCCUACCUUGGUGUUGCCUAUAUUGCAGUGCAGCACUUUGGUCUCCUAUACAAGAUGAUACAGAGAUUAUCCCUUAAAACCAAGCAGCAGUGAAGCAACGAGUCAUCACCCAUACAGCAGCACUGAGCCACCGGUGAGCCCAUCAGGAACCUUCUGCCUUCUAUUGAAUCCUACUGUUUCUCUUCCUCUGUCUCCUCUUUGCUACUUUACAGAGGAGAGGAAGGCAGAAAGAACAUGAAAUUUUAACUCUUGUGCAACUUUUAAGUGCUUUUCUUCACCUUCACCUGACUUGCACCAUGUCUGUUUUCCUUUGCUUUUUGGCAAGGGAGAGGCUCAGAGACUUCAGUAAUUCUUGCAGGUUGUUUAAACACUGAACGGCUGAUUCUGAGCAGCUUGGAGUGUAAAACCAAGUCCAGCACCUUCAUGGGCACAUGUGCUAUACAGCCAACUUGAAAACUGAAACUAUAGACUAGAGUGACAUGUUAUCUCUGCCCAGCAAACAAGAACUCAGAGCAGUUGUUUAAAAAAAA
Opisthocomus hoazin is the source of this 1940-nucleotide messenger RNA. The record is from RefSeq and is a predicted model, not a curated record. Lineage: Eukaryota; Metazoa; Chordata; Aves; Opisthocomiformes; Opisthocomidae.